AUGCAGCCAACUACGACCCAGAUGAUAAAAACAAUGCAGGAUAACUCUACCAAUACGACCUCAGUCGGUAGCUUGUCUCCCCCUGAUUACAUGUACGCUUACGUCACGAUUCUCAAUGUCAUCAUUUUCGCUGUCGGCGUCAUCGGUAACGUCAUGGUCUUGCUGGUGAUGGUGCGCAUGCGAAUCAUGAGGACGAGGGUGAACUACUUCUUGGCCAGUCUGAGUGUGGCGGAUCUCCUGGUGUUGGUCGUCUGCCAGCCCAUCGCCAUGUUGGUGUUCUACACGAGGGAGGUCUGGGUGCUGGGCAGUUUCAUGUGCAAGAUGGUACCAUUCCUGGAACACUGGACUCUCCAUGCUUCAGUGCUGACCCUGCUGUUGAUUGGGUUUGAUCGAUACUUCAUCCUGUGCCGGCCUCAGACUCAGAUCUGCCCGUCCCACACCUGUCUGCUUAUCAUACCUGCAUGGACCUUGUCGUGUUUCCUGGCCAUUCCAUUUAUUUUCCUGACCCACCUGAAUCUGGAGCAACAUCAGGAUGGCGCCAAAGAGGCGUGUCGCACCGAAGCCGGACAAACCCACUUCCGCAUCUUCAACGUCGUCACCUUCUUCAUCAUGUUCGUGGCUCCCCUCUUUCUCCUCCUCUUCCUCUACACCUCCGUCAUCACCACCCUCCGCCGGCUCAGCUGCACCGGCGACGUCUCCAUUUCCGGCAUCGUCAACUCCGACGAGUCCCGGAACGGCAUCCACCACGCCACGGCCAGAAACCGCCGCCAGGUGGCGCAGAUGAUGGUCGCCAUUGUCGUCUUGUUCUUCGUCUGCUUCAUGCCCUUCAAGAUCCUGACCAUGUGGCUGACCUUCGCCACCGACGAUGACCUCGCCUCCCUCGGGUUCGAGACCUACUACAACCUCCUGUCCUUCUCCCGAAUGGUGACCUACAUCAACAGCGCCGGAAAUCCGGUCAUCUACGCGUGGAUGUCGCCCAAGUUCCGGCGCGCCUUCAUGCUCUCGUUGCCUAGGUGCAGACGUCAUUCCAGUAAAAUAAGACACUAAAUGACGAAGGG
Messenger RNA from Physella acuta, 1058 nucleotides. Its product is annotated as QRFP-like peptide receptor. Gene Ontology annotation, biological process: G protein-coupled receptor signaling pathway. Gene Ontology annotation, cellular component: plasma membrane. The record is from RefSeq and is a predicted model, not a curated record. Gene Ontology annotation, molecular function: G protein-coupled receptor activity. Lineage: Eukaryota; Metazoa; Mollusca; Gastropoda; Physidae.